ACCGUGUGCAUCGUGGAUAAGUGAAGUUCCCAUCUAAGGUUGCCUUCAGCAGGCAUUAGCUUUAAAUUUUACAAAGUUCCUUUUGCCUAUAAGUGCAAGUGAAUAUUGUUCAAUUGUUUAUCGGAGCGAACGCAAAUUUGGUGUUGUGUGUUUCUUACUAAUUUCGUAAAAUAAAUCGAAGUGCGUCCAGAGUGGAGUAAAGCAGCAACGAUGGGACGCGAACGGAUCCGUCCAGCAAGGGUUCUGGCUACCCUGCUGAUGGUAGCAUUCAUUGCCGGUUCCGUGACCUGUUUCGACAAUCUCGAGGAAGAAAUUGCCCGGCUGACCGGACUGGCCGAAGAUCUCUCCGACUGGCAUGAGAUAGAGAUGCCAGAUUAUGUGGACGAGUCGGUGGCAAGCGGCUUGAUCGACAACAGCCACCAUUCACUGUGGACACACCUCAAAACGGCAGCUGAUCAUAUCGAUCCUCAUCGCUUUUUCAGCGACUCGGUGGCGGGCGCCUACGAACCUGCUCAGGAUAGUGCUACGAUCGGUGUGGCCGGCCUAGGCCACGUGCAGGAUCGCGAGUCGUUAGAAUCCGACGCCGAGACGAUCACGGACGAAUUGAGCCGGAAUCCGGAUGAUGUCGGAGCGGUGCACCGUCCCGGUUCUCCCUACCGCCCAUCGCCAUCGGGCGGCCAUCCCGAUGCGGAACCGCACGAUCCUCAACCGCCUCCGUUCGAUAGGACGCCACUGUUCCAGCAUCAUUUCAACACGUUCUUCAACACGCCACUCGAGACGGGCUUCUUCGGUGCCGGACUGCCCAGCUUCAACUUCUUCGACAUUCACGCCAACCAACCGUGGUGGAAGGGUGAAAAUGUCUGCACGGAGCGAGAGGAAAAAGAGGAGGACGUCAAUGCGAACGGAGGAGAGGUUGCGGUCAACGGAGACGGUGACGAUGAUGGCUAUUCGUUCCGUGGCUUUAGCAUGUUCAACAUGAACGUCGAAACCUGCACCAUGAAGCAGAACAAAUACGUCUGCACAUCCAUUAAAGACGUCAAUGGUCGCCGACGCACUGAGAAGGUCACCCGCCAGUGCUGCCACGGGUAUGGUCGAUCACGCCGUGCCUCACCGAAUGCUCACUGCGAGAAGCUGGACCUGCAUUCGAUGGAAGAAACGGCCGAGAAGCUUGGAGCGAAGGAGUUUAUCGCUACGCUGAAAAAGAGCGGCCUGGAGACGACACUGGACAACGCGGUGACCCUGUUCGUCGUGCCGGACGGUGCCUACAGUAGCUUCGCCGAGCAGAUGUGGGAAAAUAACCUAGUCGCCUUCGAUCCGAUGGCACGCUCCAAACGGGCAAUCGAUUUCGCCAGCAUGACGGCCCGGGACGUGAUACUGGCGCACACCGUCAACGGCUCGUACCACAUCGAGGACGUCAGCAACGAGCAGCUGCUGAAGACUGAUCUCCCAGGAGCAAACAUUCGUAUCAACAUCUACCCUCGUCGACCGACGGCCACAAAACGACAGCAGCAUUCCGACGAACUCCCGUACCGUUACACGGCCAACUGUGCGCCCCUGGUGACAGUCAACCGGCUUACCGAUCACGGCAUCGUGCACGUUGUCGAUCGGGUACUUGUGCCGGCUCGCAACACUCUGAUGGAUAUCGUUGAGGCACGCGACGACAUGACGCUGCUCCGUACGUUCCUGGAGAUGACCGGUCUGGACAAGCAGCUGCGUGAAAAGGAAGGCACCUUCACACUGUUCGCCCCCAACGAUGAUGCGUUCCUGAAGCUGGACAAAGACAUCCGCCGGAAGCUGAAGGCGGGCAAUGGCUGCGCGAUGAACAUCCUGAAGAAUCACAUUCUGGAUCUAACGUUCUGUUCGAUGGCGGCCGCGGACGGAGUAAAGACGUCCACCUCCAACAUGCUAAACGAGCGGCUCGAGUUCGAGUACGCUGCUGACAAUGCCGAUAGCAUGGAGCCAGUUACCGAGGGCCUUCCUGCCUCCGAAGGUACCGACAGUAACAAACCAGCCCAACGAAUUCGCAUCAAUGGACAGGCGACGAUCCAAGAGAGCGACGUUAUGGCGAGCAACGGUGUGCUGCACGUGAUCGAUACCGUCCUACCCACCGACAGCGGCAUGCCCAUCUCGACUACGCUGGCCAACCACAAUCUGACCAUCUUCAAGCAGCUGCUGGUCGAUGCCGGGCUGGAGGACGAAUUCGACGAUAUGAGCAACCGCACGUUCUUCAUUCCGUCGGACCAGGCGUUCGAGCAGACGGAUGCCGGUCGGUACUGGAUCCGCCAGCUGAAGGAACACCCGGAGAACUUGCGCAACAAUGCCGCCCUACGGGAGUUCCUCGAGUACCACGUGGUGGAACCGUUGAUCAAGACCUGCAGCUUGGAGGAGAAGAUGCUCCCGACAAAGGCAGCCAAGGAUGUGCGAGUCAAUCUGUAUACGACGAAUCCGGUGUUCUCGACGGUCAUGAACCGAGCCACAGUGAACUGUGCCCGAUUGGUUCAUUUCAAUGAGGAAACUUGCGGCUCAGUUGUACACCAAAUCGACCGAGUAUUGGACGUGCCGAAGAUGAACCUCAUGGAAGCGCUUGCUGCAAACCCCGACUACAGUAUGUUCCUGCGCAUGGUAAGUGCCACCAAUCUGACCGAGCUGCUCAGCUCGAGCGAAGCCGGUUUGACCGUGCUGGUGCCCAAAAACGACGUGUUCCUCGAGGUGAACGAGUGGUACCAGGACACGCUUAAGAACAAGGACGAACUGGAGCGCAUCAUCCGGGCGCACGUGCUCCCGAACGUAAUCUGCUGCACCGGCAUCGUGCCUUCGGAGUGGCCGUUCGUGCGCACCACCGAAACGGUCGAUGGUAAUCAGUUGCGCCUGAACCGCUCCCGCCGACCGGAGGUUGAAAAUGCCGGUAUUACCAAGUGUGACAUCGUGGCACAGAACGGCAUCAUUCACGAGAUUAACGAUGUGAUCAACGUUCAGGCUAAGCGUGGUACGGUUGCGGCCGGUGGUAGCAACACAUUCCCCAGCUUUGGCAGCCUUGCGCGACCGCUGAACUUCUGGUUCAAGUGAGGAGGAUCUGUUAGGAUCGUACGUCCUUCAUGAGGAACUGGCCUUCCCUAUCUCUUUGUCUCUCUACACUGUUCGCUCUACUCGUUUUCUCUGCUUCCGUGGAGUGAGGAGUCCUUUUCCUUGAGAUGAUGAAAGAAAUGUGCAGCUUUGAGUGAGCGCAGACUGAUUGGCUCGUUUAUUAUUUCAACGGACCUACCCGUCGUGGCAGAUUGAAAUACUUGAAUUGAUCCAUCUCGUGAAAAGAGUAAUAGUUUACCGAUAUGAUGGGUUAUAAUAUUAUAUUUAUAUACAACGAUCAAAUAAACAGCUGAUGAUGUUUAUAAAGUACCUUUCAGGUAAUUGAAUUCCUGUUUUAAUACAUCCUA
Messenger RNA from Anopheles coustani, 3431 nucleotides. Its product is annotated as periostin. The record is from RefSeq and is a predicted model, not a curated record. Gene Ontology annotation, cellular component: extracellular matrix. Lineage: Eukaryota; Metazoa; Arthropoda; Insecta; Diptera; Culicidae. The coding region runs from base 211 to 3066 and encodes 951 amino acids. Gene Ontology annotation, biological process: extracellular matrix organization; cell adhesion. Gene Ontology annotation, molecular function: cell adhesion molecule binding. The transcript has 9 exons.